AUGUCGCAAAGCAAUCAGGAUCCCGCUCAGAUCGGCGAGGAUGACGUGGGCGAGGCUUUCGGACCUCUGCCAGUUGGCAAGCUCGAGGACUUUGGCAUCUCGAGCUCCGACUGCAAGAAGCUGGCUGAGGCGGGCUACAACACCGUCGAAAGCAUUGCCUUUACACCCAAGAAGCAGCUGCUGCUCGUCAAGGGUAUUUCCGAAGCAAAGGCGGACAAGAUCCUCGCCGAGGCGGCCAAGCUGGUGCCCAUGGGAUUCACCACCGCCACCGAAUUUCACGCGCGCCGAAACGAGCUCAUUUCUAUCACCACUGGAUCCAAGAACCUCGACGCCAUCCUGGGUGGAGGCAUGGAGACCGGAAGCAUCACCGAGCUGUACGGCGAGUUCAGGACGGGAAAGAGUCAGCUUUGCCACACGUUGGCCGUGACAUGUCAGCUACCUGUUGACAUGGGAGGCGGAGAGGGCAAGUGCCUCUACAUUGACACCGAGGGUACCUUCCGACCCGUGCGUCUCCUGGCCGUGGCGGAGCGAUACGGUCUCAACGGCGAGGAGGUGCUCGACAACGUCGCGUACGCGCGAGCCUACAACGCAGACCACCAGCUGCAGCUUCUCAUGCAGGCUUCCGCCAUGAUGGCCGAAUCGCGCUUCUCGCUGCUCAUCGUCGACUCGCUCACAUCGCUCUACCGUACCGAUUUCUCCGGUCGUGGCGAGCUGUCGGCUCGACAGAUGCACCUGGCCAAGUUCCUGCGAGGCCUCAUGCGAUUGGCCGACGAGUUUGGUGUAGCCGUCGUCAUCACCAACCAGGUUGUGGCUCAAGUGGACGGAGCUACCGCGUUCACCGCCGAUGCCAAGAAGCCGAUCGGAGGCAACAUUGUCGCACACGCAUCCACCACGCGCCUGUCGCUGCGCAAAGGACGCGGCAAUCAGCGUAUCUGCCGUAUCGCCGACUCGCCGUGUCUUCCUGAAGCGGACGCUGUCUUUUCGAUCGGCCCCGAGGGUAUCAUCGACCCCGUCGAUUGA
Messenger RNA from Pseudozyma hubeiensis SY62, 1020 nucleotides. RefSeq names its product DNA repair protein RAD51. Gene Ontology annotation, biological process: DNA strand invasion; reciprocal meiotic recombination; chromosome organization involved in meiotic cell cycle. Gene Ontology annotation, cellular component: condensed nuclear chromosome. The record is from RefSeq and is a predicted model, not a curated record. The transcript is spliced from 2 exons. Gene Ontology annotation, molecular function: ATP binding; ATP-dependent DNA damage sensor activity; ATP hydrolysis activity. Bases 1 to 1020 code for a protein of 339 amino acids. NCBI's taxonomy places the organism in Eukaryota, Fungi, Basidiomycota, Ustilaginomycetes, Ustilaginales, Ustilaginaceae.